This is a messenger RNA of Lepus europaeus (European hare), 1118 nucleotides long. It is a transcript of the gene MOSPD3, whose product is annotated as motile sperm domain containing 3. The record is from RefSeq and is a predicted model, not a curated record. The transcript is spliced from 5 exons. The coding region runs from base 242 to 949 and encodes 235 amino acids. Lineage: Eukaryota; Metazoa; Chordata; Mammalia; Lagomorpha; Leporidae. Gene Ontology annotation, cellular component: cytoplasm.
AUCGAGGUUGGGUUUUGGGGCGGGAUCUGAAGGGGGACCUGGGGCAAAACUGGGAAGGGGACAGGUGUGGGGGACCUGGGCCUGGGUCUGCGGGCCCCCCCUCGAGCGGGGCUCCGAGCGGUGGCGUCGGCGGCGGCACCAUCAGUCCAGGCCCUGCCCCACGGUCGCAUCUAGUCCCCAGCCCUAGACUCCAGGCCCUGCCCUAGUUCUGCCCUCGGAUGUCCGACCUCCCAGAGCCUGCAUGCGCCGUGGGGCGCCCCAGGACCAGGAGCUGGUGGGUCCGGGGGCCCCUGGGCGGGGGUCCCGGAGCGCCCCUCCUCCCUCGGGGCCGGUUGUUCCGGUCCUCGUCUUCCCCCCGGAUCUAGUAUUCAGAGCGGACCAGCGGAGCGGCCCCCGACAGCUGCUGACCCUCUACAACCCCACAGGAACUGCGCUUCGCUUCCGAGUCCUGUGCACAGCACCUGCGAAAUACACGGUGUUUGACGCCGAGGGCUACGUGAAGGCGCAGUCCUGCACUGACAUAGUGAUUCGCCAUGUGGCCCCCGUCCCCAGCCACUACGACGUCCAGGACCGAUUCCGCAUUGAGCUGUCGGAGGAGGGAGCCGAUGGCCGAGUGGUGGGCCGCAAGGACAUCACCUCGGUUCUCAGAGCCCCAGCACACCCCCUUGAGCUUCAGGGACAGCCCGCCCCGGUGCCCCCCCUGGGGCCCCCUGCCUGGACAGCAGCCCCCAUGGCCAGACCCUUCCAGGAGACCCCCCGCCAGCAGCUGGCCACCAGCUCCUUCCUGCUCUUCUUGCUGACCGGCACAGUGUCUGUGGCCUUCUUGCUGCUCCCACUCCAGGACGAAGUGGGCAGCCAGCUGCCCCAGGUCCUGCACGUGUCCCUGGGACAGAAGCUGGUGGCAGCCUACGUCUUGGGCCUCCUCACCAUGGUGUUUCUCCGGACCUGAGCCCCCUGCCCCCGUCCCCCCCAGGCCGGGACUCAGGCAGCCACUGUGACCUCUUUCCUUGCCUCUGCUCCCUCCUCCUCCCUACCCACUCCUCUCCCCCGUCCCCAGAGCAAAAUAUCCAGGGAUUUGUAUUCAUUUUCCAAGUUGAAUAAAAUAACUUUUUAAAGUU